AUGGGAGGUUGCCUUAAAUGUUUUGGCAGUGAUAGCAAAGAAGAUCCCAAAAAAGAGCCCAUCAUUGACAAAGAAGAUUCUAAAACUAACACCACAAGUGACUCAAUCACCCAGAGAAAAUCAUCUGCAGCAGCUCCAGUGCAAAUUACCCUUGAAGAUUUCCAGAUUGAAAAAGUCCUCGGAAAAGGUGCAUUUGGAAAGGUGUUUUUAGUCACAAAAAAGGAUAAUGGGCAAGUUUAUGCAAUGAAGGCACUAAGAAAAGAAAUGAUUGAAAAGAGAAAUCAAGUAGUUCAUACAAAAACUGAGAGAGAAAUUUUAGGCUCUAUAGAUUGUCCUUUUAUCGUUCAGCUUCGGUUUGCGUUUCAGACGCCAGAUAAGCUAUACUUUUUGAAGUUAUUUUUAAUUAAAUUAAUAGGUAGACGAUAGUGGCUAAUCAUUAUCUAAGAUAGCAUAUAUAUGAUUAUGGACUUUAUUAAUGGUGGGGAAUUAUUUUUCCAUUUAAGAAGGUCUACAAGUUUCACUGAAGAAAGAGCCAAGUUUUAUGCUGCUGAAAUUUUGCUUGCUUUAGAUUAUUUGCACACCCAAGGAAUUAUAUAUAGAGACUUAAAGCCUGAAAACAUCCUUUUAGACGCUGAAGGACAUGUAAAAUUAACUGAUUUCGGGCUCAGCAAACAAUUUUUUGGAGCAGAAAAUCAAAAAGCUUUCUCAUUUUGUGGGACACCAGAAUAUCUUGCCCCAGAAAUAUUAUUAUCAUUCUUAAUAAUUAACCACAUAUUAUUUUCCAAAAAAAAUCAAAAUAAAAUCUACUGUAAAUUAAUAUAAAAGGAACUGGUCACGACAAAGCAGUCGAUUUCUGGAGCUUAGGAGCUUUAAUUUAUGAAAUGCUUGCAGGAGCUCCUCCUUUCUACUCAAGAAACAGAGAACAAAUGUUUAGAAAUAUGCUCUCCAAGCCUGUCGAAAUGAAGCCUCAUUUUUCACCAGCAGCUUGUGACAUAUUAAAAUCGCUUUUGCAAGUCGAUGUAAUUUUUAUUUAGCCAAGAAGAAGACUUUCAAACGCUAAUGAAGUCAAAACUCACCAAUUUUUUGAAGGUAUUGAUUGGGGGAAAUUGUGGAAAAAAACUAUUGAAGCACCAUUUAUACCAAAAGUGAAAGGACCUAGAGAUUUGCAGAACUUCGAUAAAAUGUUUACUGAAGAAAAGGCUGAAGAGUCGUUAAUUGUUACUCAUUUGAAUGCUGAACAAAAAGCUGCGAACAGAUAUGAUGGGUUUACUUAUAAGGAUCCAUCUCAUUUAUAA
This is a messenger RNA of Blepharisma stoltei, 1295 nucleotides long. The record is from the annotation of a GenBank genome assembly. Lineage: Eukaryota; Ciliophora; Heterotrichea; Heterotrichida; Blepharismidae.